This is a messenger RNA of Corticium candelabrum, 669 nucleotides long. RefSeq lists its product as uncharacterized. The record is from RefSeq and is a predicted model, not a curated record. The transcript has a single exon. The coding region runs from base 1 to 669 and encodes 222 amino acids. Lineage: Eukaryota; Metazoa; Porifera; Homoscleromorpha; Homosclerophorida; Plakinidae.
AUGAAGGAACCUCUUGGGUCUGUUCCUCCUCGUCUGCAGCGCAUGAUGCUGCAGCUGCAGCGAUAUGAGUUGGACGAGCGCUAUACAUCGGGAAAGGCAAUACCAGUAGCAGAUGCACUGUCUCGAGCGCAACUCCCGACAACUGCAGACGCGGAUAACAGGAUGAAUUCAGACAUAGAAGUCAUGGUCCACGCAAUCACUAGCUCACUUCAAAUGAGUGAGACUCGAAGAGAUGAACUACAAAGAGCAACAGCUCAAGAUGAAGAAUUGCAAGCUCUCAGAAACGUUAUCUUUUCAGGAUGGCCAGAUAAUAUCAAGGCAGUCCCAUCUAUAGUCAGGCAGUUUUGGACCAUCAGAGAAGAGUUGCACGAGGCUGACAAGAUGUUAUUCAAAGGCACAAAAGUUAUAAUCCCAGCCAUAUUUCGAUCAGAAAUGCUCCGGAGAAUUCACAAAGGUCAUCAAGGGGCAGAGAAAUCUAAAGAACGGGCACGAGCAGUAAUGUACCGGCCGAACAUGAACAAGGAGAUUGAGGAUUACGUCAGCAAGUGCACAACCUGUCUGCAAGUACUGUCGUCUGUGAUAUUCUUGAGUAGGCAGGGUCUUGCUUUUAGAGGAGAUGGAGAUGAAUCAGAUGGUAAUCUACAACAGCUGCUUUGUCUACAAGAGUGA